Messenger RNA from Marmota flaviventris (yellow-bellied marmot), 2710 nucleotides. RefSeq names its product nuclear GTPase, germinal center associated (gene Nuggc). The record is from RefSeq and is a predicted model, not a curated record. Gene Ontology annotation, molecular function: GTPase activity. NCBI's taxonomy places the organism in Eukaryota, Metazoa, Chordata, Mammalia, Rodentia, Sciuridae.
AUAUAGCUGGUUCCAAAUAUCUGUACCAAGACAGAGCAGCUGCCCUAAUCUUUUUUUGUGGACUUCUAGAACCAAAGCAGAUUUUUUUUUUCUAUUCAGAAACAUCUGAUCGGUUCUUCCAAGUGACAAAAGCAGGAUUUCACGUAAUAAGAGAUGGCAGAAACAGAGCCCAGGCCACACCCAGGUAAUACACCUGCAGUGGUGUCCCCGGAUGAAGCCACAGGAACAGACUGCUGUUGUCUGGUUAAAGCUGAAGACGAUGUAUUUAAAGAGCCAAUGAAGAAAAGACGCCGGUCGGGCCCAGGCCAGAGAUUCCGAGCCCUUCAGUCAGCAGAACAGUGCGCUCUUAAGGAAUAUGAGAAAUUGGAGUCACGGACCAGAAGGGUUUUGAGCAACACUUACCAGAAACUUCUGCAGUGUGUCUUCUUGGAUGACAGCAUUCCUAACGGAGUCAAGUAUCUCAUAAACAGGCUUCUUGCCUUGAUUGAAAAGCCAUCAUUGGAUCCGAUCUACAUUGGCUUAUUUGGAAGCACUGGGGCUGGGAAGAGCUCCCUGAUCAAUGCCAUCAUCCAGCAGGCAAUGUUUCUGCCCGUGUCUGGAGAAAGCAUUUGCACUUCUUGUAUCGUCCAAGUGCGCUCGGGCUGCUGUGAGCAGUAUGAGGCCAAAAUCCACCUUCUCUCUGACCAGGAGUGGAAAGAGGAGCUGAAGAACUUGACUAAACUCCUGCACAGUGCAGAGGAGCCAGACGGGGAAGAGGUGGACCCCUGGGAUGGGGACGGCGCAGUGGAGGAGGCCAUCUGGAAGCUAAGGAUGGUCUAUGGAACUGGGGCAGAAAGAAAGAACUAUGAGGAGCUACUGAGGGCAAAGCCCAAAGGGAAGAUUCCCACCUCCAGAGUCAUCACUCUCAAGGCAGAAGAGGCAGGAGAACUGUCCGUCAAGCUGGACUCCUACAUCCGGACUCAGAGGAGAGACGGGGACGGAGAAUCAGCUGAAACCCGAAUCUGGCCCUUGAUCAAACACGUGGAAGUGACUCUCCCCAAAUCCUCGCUAAUUCCGGAAGGGGUGGUGCUGGUGGACAUUCCAGGCACAGGCGACUUCAACAGCAAGAGGGAUGAGAUGUGGAAAAAGACCAUUGAUAAGUGCUCAGCGAUCUGGGUGAUCAGCGACAUAGAAAGAGUUUCCGGAGGGAGAGCCCAUGAAGACCUUCUGAAUGAGAGCAUCAAAGCCUGCCAGCGAGGCUUCUGCAGGGACGUUGCCCUAGUGGUCACCAAGACAGACAAGCUCCACCUGCCGGAAUAUCUAAGGGAAAGAAAGCUGGGAAAUCAAGCUGUUCAAAGUCAGCGAGAGGCUGUUUUGGAAAGAAAUGAAAUGAUAAAGCAACAGAGGAGUAGAAAUCUCAAGGAAAAACUGAAGAGAAAACUGCCUGCGGACUCCAAGGCUCUGGAAAUCUCGGAUCUGGUGUACACAGUCAGUGCCCAGGAGUACUGGCAGAAGAUCCUCCUCACCGAAGAGGAAACUGAAAUCCCCAAGUUAAGAGAAUACAUCAGGAAAAGGCUCUUGGACGAGAAGAGGAGGAUGGUGACCAAGUAUGUUACUGAAGCCUUUGGCCUACUGCUCCUCACAGACAGCUUCAACUCCACAGAAAACCUGCCGAAUGAACAUUUGCACUUGAGCGGCCUGCGGAGAUUUGUGGAAGAGAGGACGGAGCUGCUGGAGAAGGCCAUGGAGCAGUGCUUUGCCCACAUAGAGCGGCCUCUGCAAGAAGGGGUCCGGGUGGCCAGGACUUCCUACCGACGCAUCCUCGGGGCAUGCCUGGUGAGGAGUAAAGGGAACCAAGGUUUUCACCAGACCCUGAAAGCUGUUUGCCUGAAGAAUGGCAUCUAUGCCUCCAGGACUCUGGCAAGAAUCGACCUGAACCAAGCCAUCACUCAGCCCAUCUAUGACCAGAUUGACCCUGUUUUUGGAGGCAUUUUUAGGGCUGGGAAGCCUGCCGACUCGGCGCUGAUGCCUCACAUUGACGCUUUCAAGCAUUCUCUGCAGGAGAAAAUGGCAGAAAUUGGGAUAAGAAGUGGCUGGAAGUGUGAAAGCUACAAAAAACGUUUCCUGAUCCAGGAGAUAAGCGCCAUCCUGGGAGGCCUGGAAGGCUACAUCCUCAGAAGGAAGAGGAGGAUCUACGAGUCUGUCACCAACUCCAUUCAGAACGACCUGAAGCCCUAUUAUGAAGAGGCAGCUCAGAUCACUGGCAAAAAAGCAUGUGAGAGGAUGAAGGAUGUCAUCAGAAGAGGAGUGGAGCGGCAGGUGGCCGAGGGCAUGUUUGAAAGGGCUCAAGAAAGAAUGCAGCACCAGUUUCAGCAGCUGAAGAAUGGGAUCACGGAGAAGGUGAAGGGCAGCAUUGCCACCAUGCUGACUCUGGUGUCGUCCCAGGGGGAUGGUCUCUACAAGGAGCUUGCAGAUGUCAGCAGUGAACACAGGGAGAUGGAAAAGCUCCACAGGAGCCUGAGGGAGGUGGCGGAGAACGCGCAGCUGCGGAGGGGCAUGCAGGACUUCCUGAGAAUGUCCCCCAGCAAAGCCUCCCCCAGAACCUGACUGCUUCCUGGGAUCAGCAUGGAAACCAACUCCAGGGUAACCAGAAUGACUUCUGUUUCCUUGAAAUCCAAUAAAGAACAUUUCCCAACUGUUUGGGCUUUUUAUACACAAUAGAAACCCAAUA